AUGCCUUCCUUUAGAGAAGAAAUGAAGGGAUUUCCCUUGUGGCAAAUGUCAGUGGUGUUGAUGAUCAGGUUUUCCGAGCCGCUUUCCUUCACGUCGCUCUUUCCCUAUGUUUAUUUCAUGGUCAGAGACUUUCAAGUCACCAAAGACCCCACACAAAUCUCCCGUUACACGGGUUACAUGGCCGCGUCUUUUGCGUUUGCGCAAUUCUUGUGUUGCAUCCACUGGGGUCGACUUUCGGACCGCAUAGGAAGAAAGCCUGUCCUAAUGUGUGGUCUUUUAGGUACGGCGUCAUCUAUUCUAUUAUUUGGUUUCUCUACAAACUAUUAUAUGGCACUUUUAGCCCGGACGGCUGCCGGAGCUCUAAAUGGAAACAUUGCUGUGUUGCAAACUAUGGUUGGUGAGAUUACAACCCAGAAAAGACACCAGCUGAUAGCAUUCUCGAUGCUUCCCUUCCUCUGGAAUGUGGGUUGUUUCGUGGGGCCUCUUAUUGGCGGCUCGCGGCAUUUGACGCGACCCAGAAUGGACUCUUCGGUCAAUGCUUCGUCUGGUUACGAUCGUUUUGUCUCUAAACAUCCAUAUGCCAUGUCAAAUGUUGUGGUUGCCCUGUUUUUGGUGACUCUGGCAAUUAUUGGCUUCCUUUUUCUUGAAGAGACCCACUACAAGAGAUGUACACGUUAUGAUCCAGGUCUAGUGCUUGGCGACAGUAUUCGCCGGCGGUUAGGCUAUAAAAUCCCACGCAGACCUUGGGAACCGCAGACCGAGACGGAAGAAAGCGCCGUUGUUGACGAGGUCGACGAAUAUUCACCAUUGAUCACAGAUGCAGCGAACGGCGAUGAAGAGUCCAUUAAUAGCAUGGAUGAACCAGAAGCUUUCUCAAGCACAUUGGAAACCAUCCGUAGAUACUCGUCAGCAUAUUCACUUCAGCCUGACCUUCAGCCUGUUCUUCUGAGAGCCACUACAAUUUCUGUCACCGAGGAAACACGCCACUUGUUUAGAGCCUUCCGCAACAAGAACAUAUUCACAAAGCGAGUUGUUCGCACGAUCAUGGCAUACUUUUGCAUCUCAUUCCACUCACUCAUUUUCACAGAAUUCAUGCCCGUUUUCCUUGCGGGUCUGGUUCAAACGGAGUAUCUCCAUUUCCCAUGGUCUAUCAAGGGAGGCUUUGGGUGGGAUACAGAGCGCAUUGGCCGUAUCUUAUCCACCACAGGCGUAUUGGGGUGUUUUUUCGUCAUUGUCGUGUUUCCAUACUUGGACAAGAAUCUAGGAACUACCAAAGGAUUCAGAUUAGCAACGAGUGUUUUCCCACUUACAUAUACGGCGUUGCCAUUCACAAUCUUUACCAUGACCGCCUAUAAUCCUAACUUGCCUCCAUGGCUCACACAAGCAUGUCUCUACGCAUGCACAGGCGUUACCGUUUUAGGCACAUCAUUGGCAUUCCCACAAGUGUCGAUUUUAGUUUACAAUGCCACCAAUGCAAAAUAUCGAACUUUUGUUAAUUCUUCAGCCAUGAGCGCUACAUCUUUGGCGCGCUUUAUGGCUCCGCUUUUAUGGGGUACACUCAUCUCGUACUUUGAUAAGAAGGCUAUGGGGGCCGUUCCAUGGAUUCUUCUUGCCGCUGUGGGAAGCUGCACUUUCACAAUUGCCAUGAAUCUUGAAGACACAGGAGCAUAA
This is a messenger RNA of Clavispora lusitaniae ATCC 42720, 1671 nucleotides long. Its product is annotated as MFS transporter. Gene Ontology annotation, molecular function: transmembrane transporter activity. Gene Ontology annotation, biological process: transmembrane transport. The record is from RefSeq and is a predicted model, not a curated record. NCBI's taxonomy places the organism in Eukaryota, Fungi, Ascomycota, Pichiomycetes, Serinales, Metschnikowiaceae.